AUGGUUAAAUCGACCGAUCGCGGGGAUAAUUCAGGCUGGACCUGGGAAGAAGACAAGCGAUUUGAAGGAGCUCUCGUGGAGUUUCCCGGAGAUUGCGCCCGUCGUUGGGAGAAGAUAUCGGCGAGGCUCGGGACGAAAUCGGCGGCUGAGGUCGAGCGGCACUAUGCGCUUCUGUUGGAUGACUUGGCGGCAAUCGAGGCGGGGUUGAUCGAGCUCCCGGAAUACUCGGCGGCCGAGGACGCGUUCCGGCCGUCGGAGCCCCUGAAAAACCCUAAUUCCGAGAAAGGGGCGCCUCGAAAGGCGGCCAAGCCGUGGACGGAAGAUGAACACAGAUUAUUUCUAAUUGGGCUUGAACAAUACGGGAAAGGAGACUGGAAAAGCAUUUCGAGACACGUAGUCCAGAGCAGAAGUCCGGCCCAGGUCGCGAGUCACGCCCAAAAGUACUUCAAGCGCCAGCAAAAGCACGCGCAUUACAAGAAGAGACGAAGCAUUUUUGAUAACUCAACUGCCUCCUCAUGA
Molecule: messenger RNA, 519 nt
Organism: Striga hermonthica
Lineage: Eukaryota; Viridiplantae; Streptophyta; Magnoliopsida; Lamiales; Orobanchaceae
Source: the annotation of a GenBank genome assembly